Messenger RNA from Eruca vesicaria subsp. sativa (arugula), 1670 nucleotides. NCBI's taxonomy places the organism in Eukaryota, Viridiplantae, Streptophyta, Magnoliopsida, Brassicales, Brassicaceae. The record is from the annotation of a GenBank genome assembly.
AACUAUGAAGGUUUUGUCUCCUUUAUAGAUUCUCCGUAUCUGUCUAAACAACAAUUGGAUUUGUAUAUAGACAGGGUUCGGUUUUUCAUAAAACCCAUAAUAACAAAAAAAGAGCUUCUUCAAUCUCAAUGGAGAAGAGUAAUGGUCAGCGAGUGAUUCUCUUCCCUUUGCCAUUACAAGGCUGCAUAAACCCUAUGCUUCAGCUCGCCAACAUCCUUCACUCAAGAGGCUUCUCCAUCACUGUAAUCCACACGCGUUUCAACGCUCCAAAAGCUUCAAACCAUCCUCUCUUCACCUUCUUACAGAUCUCAGACGGCUUGUCUGAAUCCCAGAUCAAAGACGAUCCUACCUCUAAUGUUAUGUCUCUUAUCGCGCAAAUCAAUGUCAACGCUGAGUCUCCGUUUCGUGAUUGCUUGCAAACAAUCUUGUCUCAAGAAUCUGAAAGGGUUAGCUGUUUGAUCGAUGAUUGUGGAUGGCUCUUCACACAAAAUGUUGCGGAGAGUUUGAAUCUCCCGAGGCUUGUUCUCUCUACUUUCAAAGCCACUUUCUUGAAUGCUUAUCCUAUUCUCCCGCGUAUCAGAACCAAAGGCUAUCUUCCAGUUUCAGAUUCUAAAGCAGAGGACUCUGUUCUUGAGUUCCCUCCGCUUUUAAAGAGAGAUCUUCCAAGGAUUUUUGGGGAAGAUGGAGAGAAACUGGAUCCAUUCUUAGAGAUUAUUGUCGACACAACGAUGAAAUCUUCAGGUCUAUUAUUCAUGUCCUGCGAAGAGCUUGAGAAAGAAUCUUUAAAUCUUGCUAAAGAAACUUUCAAGGUUCCAGUCUUUGCGAUUGGUCCGUUUCACAGCUACUUCUCUGCUUCGUCAAGUAGCCUUUUCAGACAAGACGAGACUUGCGUUCAUUGGUUAGAUAAUCAAGAAGAGAAAUCAGUUCUCUACGUGAGUCUAGGAAGCGUUGUGAACAUAAAAGAAACAGAGUUCUUGGAGAUUGCUUGGGGUUUAAGCAAUAGCAAACAGUCUUUCUUGUGGGUGGUACGACCUGGAUUGGUCUCUGGCGCAGAGUGGAUCGAACCACUCUCCGAGGAGCUCGUGAGGAGCCUUGAAGAGAAAGGGAAGAUAGUGAAAUGGUCUCCACAACAAGAGGUUCUUGCGCACCGAGCCGUUGGUGGGUUUUUGACACACAAUGGUUGGAACUCGACGUUAGAGAGUAUAUGCGAAGGGGUUCCGAUGAUAUGCUUACCUGGAGGUUGGGAUCAAAUGCUGAACGCAAGAUUCGUGAGCGAUGUUUGGAGGGUUGGAGUUCACUUGGAAGGUCAGAUAGAGAGGAGGGAGAUCGAGAAAGCUGUGAGGUUACUAAUGUUGGAAAGUGAAGGAGAAAAGAUUCGUGAGAGGAUGAAUGUUUUGAAAGAUGAGGUUGGGAGAUCUGUUAAAGAUGGAGGAUCAUCAUAUCGAUCUAUAGAAACCCUAACGAAUCAUAUACUAUCGUUGUAACAAUGGGAAUAUACGUUCAAGAUAUACUUCAAUGUUCCUCUAAAAGUAAAAAUAUUCUCAAUAUUGGUUUCAUUGUGUAAUAAACUAUUUAUGUCUAAAUAUUUUUAUUCAAGAUGUACUAAAAGCUAUAUAUAUAUAUAUAUGGCAAGUGAUGUAAUCGAAUUUUUUUAAUAAACUUGUUUGUUU